CACAAACAAAUUUAGAUAACCUAUCUUUUGAUAAGAAAAAGGAUGAAUCGACAAAAUCAAAGUUCAUACGGAGAGUGGCCUCUGCACCAAACACGAACAAGCUCUUUAAGAAGUCUAGCAGCAGCUUGUUAGCACCGCCAGAGAAGCCAUACGAUUAUAAGCACAACAACUCAGAUAUCACCUUAUCCUCGACAUCAAGUUCUACGAUACAUAAAAUGAAAUCCGACUUUAUACAGCAGUCACGUUCACAAGAUACUAACAUACUAAAACCAUCAAAGCCCGGUUUUAGAAGAACUUACUCCUCUAACUCGAUAAAAACUAAACAGGUCGAGGUUACGCCUGCGUCAUUCCAGAAGAUUAAACUAUUAGGUAAAGGUGAUGUUGGAAAGGUUUACCUAGUUAGAGAGAAGAAAUCAGCCAAUCUAUACGCGAUGAAAGUACUCAACAAGCGUGAAAUGGUGAAAAGGAAUAAGAUAAAGAGAGCUUUAGCAGAGCAGGAGAUUUUAUCAACUUCUAAUCAUCCAUUUAUCGUUACUUUACAUCACUCUUUUCAGUCAAUCAACUAUUUAUACUUCUGUAUGGAGUAUUGCAUGGGCGGUGAAUUCUUCAGGGCUCUCCAAUCACGUCCUGGUAGAUGUCUUUCUGAAUCUGACGCACGCUUCUACGCUGCGGAAGUCAUAGCUGCGUUGGAAUACCUCCAUUUGAUGGGUUAUGUGUAUAGGGAUCUCAAACCAGAGAAUAUUCUUCUACAUUCUUCUGGACACCUCAUGCUCAGCGAUUUUGACCUCUCUAAGCAAGGUAAAGAGCCAGGUGGUGGUGCACCAACGGUCAAAACCGGUACAAACGGUAUACCUAUGCUUGAUACACGCUCAUGUGUAGCAGAUUUCAGAACGAAUUCUUUCGUUGGUACUGAAGAAUACAUAGCUCCUGAAGUUAUUAGAGGACAUGGACACACAUCUGCAGUAGAUUGGUGGACUCUCGGUAUACUCAUUUACGAGAUGAUAUUUGCAACUACGCCAUUUAAAGGAACAAAUAGGAAUGCUACCUUCUCGAAUGUCCUCAAAACCCAAGUGAAUUUCCCUGAUUCUUAUCAUCACAUUUGUUCAUCAAAUGGACGAAGUCUGAUACGGAAACUACUAAUAAAGGAUGAAAAUAAAAGACUGGGUAGUACAUCUGGUGCAAGUGAAGUCAAGCAGCAUAGAUGGUUCAAUUCAAUAAAUUGGGGUUUACUGCGUAAUCUGAAACCACCAAUAAUACCAAACCAAGGGAAUGAAAUUGAUGCAGUGAAUUUCAGAAAUCUACGUGAAUCUAAAUCUAUUGACUUUGAUAGUCAAGUUACGCCAACUACUAGUAAAUCUCAGAUAACCGACCCAUUUGAAGAUUUCGCUAGCGUUACUAGGUUGACGGACGCAUAGGAUUUCCAGAUAUCACUUUCGGAUUUAUUUUUUUCUUAUUUGUAGAAACAUUGUAAUUUAUUUUGUUAGUUCUUUGUCGCUGUUAUGUCAUUUGGGAAACUACCGAACGAAUUGACAUUCAAAAUAAUUGGAUAUCUUGAUAUAUCCGAUAUAAUAAAUCUAACUGGAAUUUGCAAACACCUAAGGGAGAUCGCAAUAAGUGAUGCCCUAUGGAGUGAUAUUAAUCAGAGGGUUAUCGGGGAACACGUUGAUAUCAAUGCUUACGCGGAGUCUAUAAAUGCAAGUCAAUACUUUACAUAUAUUAGCUUAUUUCGUCACGCUAUCAACUUUAUUGGAAUCCACGCUGGGGAUGUCUAUCCCCAGGGACACAUACUCAAUUGGUCGAUAAACCGUACAACACCAGAAUCAGAAGGGAACUUACUAUUCAUGAGGAAUAGAUUUAACCCCAGUAAUGAAUUUGUACAAGAACUGGACAAUCUUGGUUAUAUGAUCACAAAUGAUGGCAAACUGAUAUACAGAUUAGACGAAGUGAUUGAUGCCGGGCUAAAUACCCAUAUUGAAGACCUACCCGAUCUGCUUGUGAAGUUCACGGGCAAUAUCACGAACCCUGUUGUAGCAUAUGACGUAGAAAGCGGUGAGGAGAAGGUAACGAAAUAUACCCAGGAAAGUGUCCCAAUUGACAGCCUCGACAAUAUUAAUUUGAGAACUUACCCAAGUCGUGAACUUUGUCACCUUGUUGAGCGUCGUACGCUCAAUACAAUCAACGUUCACACUUUCCAUCGACCAUAUCCAUGGCCUGAUGACGAGCCUUUGCGUACCGUAAAACUCGACACUAGUAGGUUGGAUAGAGACCCCCUCGAAGGCUUCUUCAGUGCCGAGUAUGGGAGCCAUGGUAUAGAAAUACUUGCAGCCAAGAAAAGUGUACAGGAGGGAUCAAACACUCUGGAGUUCGUAAAAGUAGGCUAUACUGAGAAAUUUUUACAAUUUUCUGAAUAUUUAGCAGGUCACGGGUGAUAACAAUGUACCAAGAGGAUUGGUUUCCAUACGCGCUAAUCUCGACCAAGAGAUAAGAGAUUCAGAGCUGCUUGAGGAUAGCGACAUCAGAGUGUCCUCAGAUGACAACCUCCCGUGGCCGUUAACUUGUCCAACCCGACCAAUUGGAAAGUCAUACAGUGCACAAGGGAAAAUAGCGAAUAGUGAACAUCAUUCUCCAAGGUCUACCCCAGUAAUAGUCCACAUCGAGAAUCCAGACGUGGUAUACGUAAGCUGGACAGAACUGAGAAAUACAAUAGUGAUAAAAAGAAUAUUCUAAUUUGUUUUGUAUUUCGCUUCCUUAAUUACAAAAUAUCAUCUUUCUAUCGUU
This is a messenger RNA of Wallemia mellicola CBS 633.66, 2778 nucleotides long. RefSeq names its product Pkinase-domain-containing protein. The transcript has 6 exons. Bases 216 to 1415 code for a protein of 399 amino acids. Gene Ontology annotation, cellular component: plasma membrane; nucleus; cytoplasm. The record is from RefSeq and is a predicted model, not a curated record. Gene Ontology annotation, molecular function: ATP binding; protein serine/threonine kinase activity. Gene Ontology annotation, biological process: protein phosphorylation. NCBI's taxonomy places the organism in Eukaryota, Fungi, Basidiomycota, Wallemiomycetes, Wallemiales, Wallemiaceae.